Messenger RNA from Rattus norvegicus (Norway rat), 1005 nucleotides. Lineage: Eukaryota; Metazoa; Chordata; Mammalia; Rodentia; Muridae. The record is from RefSeq and is a predicted model, not a curated record.
AUGACCUGCUGUGGCUGUUCAGGAGGCUGUGGCUCCAGCUGUGGGGGCUGUGGCUCCAGCUGCUGUGGCUCCUGCUGCUGCAAGCCUGUGUGCUGCUGUGUGCCUGUCUGUUCUUGUUCCAGCUGUGGGGGCUGCAAGGGAGGCUGUGGCUCCUGUGGGGGCUGUGGCUCCUGUGGAGGCUGUAAGGGAGGCUGUGGCUCCUGUGGAGGCUGCAAGGGAGGCUGUGGCUCCUGUGGGGGCUGUGGCUCCUGUGGAGGCUGCAAGGGAGGCUGUGGCUCCUGUGGGGGCUGCAAGGGAGGCUGUGGCUCCUGUGGGGGCUGUGGUUCCUGUGGAGGCUGCAAGGGAGGCUGUGGCUCCUGUGGAGGCUGUAAGGGAGGCUGUGGCUCCUGUGGAGGCUGCAAGGGAGGCUGUGGCUCCUGUGGAGGCUGUGGCUCCUGUGGAGGCUGCAAGGGAGGCUGUGGCUCCUGUGGGGGCUGUGGCUCCUGUGGAGGCUGCAAGGGAGGCUGUGGCUCCUGUGGGGGCUGCAAGGGAGGCUGUGGCUCCUGUGGGGGCUGUGGUUCCUGUGGAGGCUGCAAGGGAGGCUGUGGCUCCUGUGGAGGCUGUAAGGGAGGCUGUGGCUCCUGUGGAGGCUGCAAGGGAGGCUGUGGCUCCUGUGGGGGCUGUGGCUCCUGUGGAGGCUGCAAGGGAGGCUGUGGCUCCUGUGGGGGCUGCAAGGGAGGCUGUGGCUCCUGUGGGGGCUGUGGUUCCUGUGGAGGCUGCAAGGGAGGCUGUGGCUCCUGUGGAGGCUGUAAGGGAGGCUGUGGCUCCUGUGGAGGCUGCAAGGGAGGCUGUGGCUCCUGUGGGGGCUGUGGCUCCUGUGGAGGCUGCAAGGGAGGCUGUGGCUCCUGUGGGGGCUGUGGCUCCUGUGGGGGCUGCCAGUCCAGCUGCUGUCAGUCCAGCUGCUGCAAGCCCUGCUGCAGUCAGUCCAGCUGCUGUGCCCCUGUGUGCUGCCAGUGUAAGAUCUGA